Sceloporus undulatus (fence lizard) is the source of this 4455-nucleotide messenger RNA. It is a transcript of the gene GHRHR, whose product is annotated as growth hormone releasing hormone receptor. Bases 276 to 1571 code for a protein of 431 amino acids. Gene Ontology annotation, biological process: cell surface receptor signaling pathway; positive regulation of cell population proliferation; adenylate cyclase-activating G protein-coupled receptor signaling pathway. Gene Ontology annotation, molecular function: growth factor binding; growth hormone-releasing hormone receptor activity; peptide hormone binding. The record is from RefSeq and is a predicted model, not a curated record. Lineage: Eukaryota; Metazoa; Chordata; Lepidosauria; Squamata; Phrynosomatidae. The transcript has 13 exons. Gene Ontology annotation, cellular component: plasma membrane.
CUCAUCCCUCAUGUUCACAUUAUUCACCUCACAUUUUGGAGGCAGUAACCAGCUCUCUUUAGCAGCGACCAACAGAUUUCUCGGAACAACCAGCACAGGCACACAGGUAGAAGGCAAGCCAAUAGCUGCCUAGAGACUUGUUAAUAAGACUGAGUCUCUUCCAUUCUGAUAUACCAAUCCCCCCUCCAUACUAUUGGCUAUUGGUGAGCCCAAAGGCAAAUGAUUUAGAUCAACAGCAGUGAGAAAAGCAGAGAGCAAUUUCCCCCCCGAGUAGGAUGCUUUUCUACUUCUGCAACAUGAACUCCAGGAACCUGUGGGAGUACAAAGUCUUCUUCUUGUUGGCUUUGCCAUCUCUGAUUUCUGGACAAUCUCACUCAGAAUGUGAUUCCAUAACUGAGUGGAAGAAAAAUGAGAGUGAUUGCCUAAGGGAGAUCCAUCAGCAGAAGAAUGAAACAGCAGGUUGUCAGAAAUUUUGGGACCGUCUCCUAUGCUGGCCAGAGACAAAUCCUGGACAAACGCUCACCUUUGCCUGCCCAGGAAUUCUCCUUCACUUCACAAAGCAGCCAGGGUCAGUAAAAAGAACCUGCACAGCACAAGGUUGGUCUGAACCUUUCCCACCAUACUCUGUUGCAUGUCCAAUGGAAGAUGAAGAUACGCUUGAUGAACUGUCCUACCUAUCAACAGUCAAAACCAUCUACACUGUGGGUUACAGCAUCUCUAUCACAUCUCUUGUUAUGGCUAUCACAGUCCUCAUUGCAUUCAGGAGACUCCAUUGCCCCAGAAAUUAUAUCCACAUCCACCUCUUUCUCACCUUCAUCCUGAAAGCUGUCGCUGUCUUCAUCAAGGAUGCAGUUCUUUUCCAAGCAGAAAACACUGACCAUUGCAGCUUUUCCACGACGGAGUGCAAGAUCUCUGUGGUUUUCUGUCAUUACUUCACAAUGACCAAUUUCAUGUGGCUCCUGGUGGAAGCGCUCUACCUCAAUUGCCUGCUUCUCACAUUCUUUCCCCAUGGAAGGAGAUAUUUCUGGUGGCUUGUUCUGUUUGGUUGGGGUGUACCAACAUUUUUUAUCAUACUGUGGAUAUUAGUCAAGGGUCAUCUUGAAGACAAUAUGUGUUGGGAUUUCAACCAAGAUUCUCCUUUCUGGUGGCUAAUCAAAGGACCCAUCAUCCUUUCUGUCGGAGUCAGCUUCGUUCUGUUUCUCAACAUCAUCCGAAUCCUGCUUAAAAAAUUGGACCUAAGACAGAUCAAUUUCAACAACUCUUCUCAAUACAGGCGCCUCUCCAAGUCAACUCUGCUCCUCAUCCCUUUGUUUGGAACGCACUAUAUCUUCUUCAACUUUCUUCCUGAACAUGCUAAUGUGGGGCUACGACUCUACUUGGAGCUCUGUAUUGGAUCAUUCCAGGGCUUCAUUGUUGCCAUCCUAUACUGUUUCCUAAAUCAAGAGGUUCAAGCUGAAAUUUGUCGGAAAUGGCGAGGCAACAGUUAUGGAUUUAUGACUCUUUGGAGGAAGAGGACAAGAUGGACGAUGCCAUCAAGUUCUGGGAUCAAGAUGACAGCUUCUGUGUGCUAACCCGUAAGGAAAAAGAAAUGGUGAAUGGGCAUGUCCAGAUUCAUCUUUGAGUUUAGGACAGUCUGGCACAACCAUCUUCAACUUCUAAAGGCUCAACAUUCAUAGGACGGAUGUUUCCCAAAUGCCCUUCAUCUGAAUUUGCUCAGAGUUUUUCAGCAUAGAAUUAGCAGACUUUUUUUUUGGUACAGAGCUGUUCCUUAUGGAUUUUUUAAAAAAUUGCUCUUGUAAAAAGAAAAAUCAAAAUGUUGUAUGGCACUUAUUUGCUGCUCCUUUCAGUUCUUUCAUGCUUUAUGGGGGAAGGAAAUGCAACUCACUGGAAGGGCACCUUGCUUUUUGUGAAGGUGGCUACUAUGUUCAAACCCUGGACUUUCCUGCUUGGAAGAGCAAGUGCUUUUGUUUGUUGCUCUGUGCCUUCAAGUUGUUUCUGACUUAUGGCAACCCUAAGGCUGCCAUAAACCCUAUCAUGGGGUUUUCUUGGCAAGAUUUGGCAAGUCAUACUCCAACACUCAAAUCAUUACAUCACACUGGCUUUUAACCCCGAGCCUAGGAAUAUCAAAUUUUUACAAUGGCAAUAGUUCAAGAAAGUGGGGAGAAAAAUUUCCAGGGGGCUAUGUGUGACAGAAAGGUUAUUUGUCACACCGUCUUGGCUACUGGCAAUCUGGUGAACUGUCUUGGAAGCCACUCUCUACAAGGGUUUAUUGUAGAGCCCAAAGCCGAAGCCAAAGGGUUCUCGACAAUGGCUCUUCUUCAUCCUGGAGAGAAGUGACCAGUGGGGUGCCACAGGGUUCAGUCCUGGGCCCAGUGCUAUUCAACAGCUUUACCAAUGACUUGUAUGAAAGAAUAGGGGGUAUGCUUAUGCAGAUUUGCGGAUGACACCAAAUUAGGAGGAGUAGCUAAUACCCCAGAGGACAGGAUCAAAAUUCAAGAUGACCUGAAUAGAUUAGAAAGCUGGGCCAAAACUAACAAAAUGAAAUUCAAAACGGAGAAAUGUAAGGUACUACACUUACGGAGGAAAAAUGAAAUGCAUAGAUACAGGAGGGGGACAGCUGGGUUAACAAGAUUACAUAUGAAAGGGAUCUAGGAGUACCCAACUUGUUUUAAACCGCUUAGAGAGUGCUGAGUUCACUGAUAAGUGGUAUAGAAAUGUAAAUGCUGUUGCUAUUGCUAGGAGUCCUAGUAGACCACAAAUUGAAUUUGAGUCAACAAAUUGUUGUAUUCCAUAGCAUGGAGCCAUGGCAGUUAAAGGGGUGUCAAACUGCAUUAUUUUUGCAGUGCAGAUUAGACUUGUGCUAAUGCUUUUUGAGACUGUGCCUCCCAUUUUACAAUACAUCCAAUUGUUGAAUAAACCCUCAGCCCUCCUCGACCUCAGCUUUUGUUUCCAUGUCACAAAAUGUGGAAUAACAAGCCAUAAUCUUCAAGCAGGUACUAUGCCACUGAAUGGACUCCAUGUUAGAGUUGUUAUGGAAACACUAUUCCUUCCAACCCCCUCCAGAAGAUUCCUUACAUUUCUUCAGACAGGGAUAUGAUCAUUAAUUUUAAUUAUUUGGAGGGCAUUUGGGGUUAAUAGGCACUAGAAAGGGGUUGAGGAUUUUCGUCUGGUGUCACCAAAGGAAAGGGAGUGCAUAUCUAAUGGGUGGAAAGCAUUAACUUCAUCCCAUCCAUGUAAAUGUAUCAGGAGGAGAGAGUUCCUCCAUGUUGUCUGGGGCCUUAUAUAAUGUCAGCAAAGGAAGAACAUGAAUUAAUUUGGAUUAAAACCCAGAGGCAAUUAAUUGAGUUUUUAAGCCCUGACAAAAGCAAUGAUGCCACUUCAGCAGGAUUCCUUUCCCGCCAAGAGGCACCAGGACUGAAAACCUGACACUGCCAUAAAAGUUGUGAAGAAAACAAUCUGCAUUUGGAAAUGGGUCUCGGGGGGCUUUGGAGAGUGUGUCAGCUUUAAAAUGCAGCACAAUUUGAUUUGUAUAUUUGGAUGAGAAGAAAGAACAUCAUGCCUCCAGUUGCUAAUAACUGACAGUUUUGUUUCUGCUUGACUGAAAAUGUUUGCUGCAUAUCGGAAAUGGAGUGGACUGGUUUGGCUGCAUUUCACUUUAGCCAAGAUCCGAUAGACGCUAAUAGUGUGUCACUUACACAGGCCAAAUGUACGCAAGGUUACUCAUGAAUAUGGUAAAAUGGGUUGAGGAUUUCAGGUCAGUGAACUCCUGGAGUGUUACCCAGGAGUCUUCUGCAAUGCCGAAAUAAUCCAGUUUGAUACCGCUUUAAUUGCCAUGGCUCAAUGCAAUGGAAUUCUGGGACUUGUAGUUUUAAUUAAUUCUGGACUGCAAAAUUAAUGCAGUUUGGCACUGAUUUAACUGCCGUGGCUCAAUGCUCAGUGCUAAGGAAUUCUAAGAUUUGUAGUUUUGUAGCUAUAGCAUUUGUAAUUCUGGAAGAUAUUUACCCUUCUCUGUCAAAGAGCUUUGGUGCCACAACAAACUUCAAAUCCCAGGAUUUCAUAGGCUGCAGUUAUGACAGUUAAAGCAUUGUCAAAGUGGAUUAUUUCUGCAGUGCAGCCUGAGCCAGCUUUAUUCUAAAAAUGUAACAUCCAAGAACGAAGCUUUACUUUUAAAUAAAUUUGAUAUGACUUGUACUUCAUUGUUUGAAACUGUUUUAACAUUUGCUUGUAAAAUUGCUUACAAUUCUCUUGUAAGACUUACUAUUGUAUCAUGUUAUAAUUGUACUCUGCAUUCAAUACUGCUAUGAGGUAGAUUCAGUCCCAUUAAUGGAGGGGGAGGAGAGCUAUAAAUGCAAUAGAUAAUUGAAUAAAGCAUUAGCAAUUUAAAUUUUAAAUGUGAAAAGCCCUCAUCCAGACUUAAAUAAAAAAUAAAUGUCUGACUUGACAUUUUAAAAAUCA